CCGUUCCAUCCUUGUAUUCAUCGAUAAACGUUUUCAAGUGUUGGUUGGUUGUGUGAGUGGAACGUAAGCGUGCGCGUGAAUAGCCGAGUGACGCAUCCGGAUUUAAACCCGUUAUCGUAGAUCAAUAAUAAAUAGUUUAUCAUAAUGAGUAGUGAGGCGCAAAGAUUGAUCGGAAUUUCUUUGACGAAAAUUGCACAAUCUCGUGCACACCGUGGGGGCGUGAGCCUACACAAAAAUCUCCUCGUUGCCACGGUAUUACAGAAAGCGCGCUAUAUAUUUAUGGAAGAAGCGUACAAUAUGGUGCGGCAUCGGACCCAAGAACCUCCCGUUCAAGAUAGUGUAGAGGAGGAUUUGGAAGUGGGUUUAACCGCUGAAGAAGCUGGCCUAAUAUCGAAGAAUAAUGUGGAAGAGGCCACCGCAACCGAUAACCAGCAGUGCUUUCAACCCUCUUGUUCUAAGUGUUUAGAAAAUCAACAGCAGCAAGAUAAAGAAAAUCACCCUCCAAGCUCCGCUACUUAUGUAGACUUAGAUAAGCCCUCGAAUUCGUUCCGUGAGAGAUUAAGUUCUACCUCCUCACUAAAGAGGAGGCGGUCGGUUAGUGAAUGGGAAACCGAAGAGGCCGUCAAGUCGAUCCUCCCGAAGAAAACCAGAUUGAGCGAGGAUAGUAGUGAUGGUAGUAGUGACAGUAGCAGUAGCGGUUCAGAUAGUGACAGUGGUGAUGACUCAGUGUUCUUAGAUGACGCAACCUUGUUAUCAAACAUUGUAAGCAAGCAAAUCGAACAAGAAAAAAGUAACCAGGAGGCGCCCCCCGGAGGGAUGGAAAUCGACCGCAUUACGUCCUUAGUGUCGAUAUUCAGUUUUAGCGUGGGCAGCGGUAAUAACGGUAAUAGUGAUGGAACGACGACGAGCAAACAACUCAACAGGUCCGUGUCUACACCUGACCUCUGUUCGGCCCAAGCAAAAGACGCGCCAACCAGCUUGCAGCAGCGGCCAUUUCUUACCAUGAUGGUAUAGCGAUUUAAUGAUAAUAUUAUUUAGGCAUGUUUUUACAAUCUUUUUUCCUAAAGAAUUAAUAUUAUUGACGCUUCAUAAGUUAAAACAUAUUUAUUUCAAAAUGUAUAAGAACGUUUAAAUGCGUUUGAAUUUUCUGAAAGGUUAUCAUAGUUGACGCAAACGCACUGAUACGUUCGGAGUUCGGACUGAUAAAUUAUCGUUGAUAUGGGGAUUUCAAAAUACAUUUAAAAUAUUAAUACGUCAAUACUAUUAAUAAUUUAAGAAUAAAGUGACCAUCUAUUGACAGACACAAACUGUGAUUAGGUCAAUUUUUAAUGUUUAAAGCUAUAAGUGGUGCGAGUUGUGUAGCAGACCUAUCAUUUUAAAAUAAGUGCCGUUUCCUACAAAGAUCUCAGCCUAAACAACGACCCUGUUUUAUUCAUAUGUAAAUGUGAUUUUACCGGACACAUUGGGGGCUACCUACCUGUUGGUAAAAGGUAAAAGGGUCGACAAUGCAUCUGCCGCACACCCCAGUUACAAAAUACAAGGCUGCUUUGUUAAUUUGCAUAACAAAAUUGCGACAUUUUUAAUUUGUUUGUUGACCCACAGCCUUGUAAUAAAUUGUGAACGUAAAUUUCCCGCCUAUAUUAUUGGCAUAGUCAGGCAUGAAUCACGCAUCAAAUGCGUGCGUCAACCAGAUAAGCAGUUGCGUUCGUCAUUGCUGGGAAAGUAAUUCAAACAUUCCACAUCUUAACCUAUAACAGUAGGGUAGCCUUUGAUUUUCUGGAUUUUUUUUAAUUUUUAAAAAACUUUUUUGAAUGUUAUUGUUUGCAUGGUAAAAAAUUACUUAAAAAAUUGAAUGUUUUAUGUUGUUUUUAUUGCUGUACUGACUGUAUAUUUUUUUUGUAUAUAAGUAUACAUAUUUUAUCAUGAUUAUUGUAAAAUAAGCAUUAUGGUUCUGUUUUAAGAACUUAAUAUAUAUGUUAUUCCUGAAUUGUAUAUUGAAAAAAUACAUAUUUUUAUAUAAGA
Anthonomus grandis grandis is the source of this 2022-nucleotide messenger RNA. RefSeq lists its product as uncharacterized. Bases 145 to 1014 code for a protein of 289 amino acids. Lineage: Eukaryota; Metazoa; Arthropoda; Insecta; Coleoptera; Curculionidae. The transcript has a single exon. The record is from RefSeq and is a predicted model, not a curated record.